Molecule: messenger RNA, 1651 nt
Organism: Vespa mandarinia (Asian giant hornet)
Lineage: Eukaryota; Metazoa; Arthropoda; Insecta; Hymenoptera; Vespidae
Gene: Idgf4
Product: Imaginal disc growth factor 4
Biological process (GO): chitin catabolic process; carbohydrate metabolic process
Cellular component (GO): extracellular region
Molecular function (GO): chitin binding; chitinase activity
Source: RefSeq, a predicted model, not a curated record
AAAGAGAGUGGUGCCUUGUGUGCCAUGUGAGAUUGUUAAGGAAGGUUGACGUAAUAUCAUUGGUCUCCCCACUCUAAAUCUCAAAGAUGGUACGAACAUAACAAAGUCUUCGGUUAGUAGAUCGGAUCGAACAGUUUGAAUCCUUCGUCGUCAGAGGAACAAAAGACAUGAAGGUGUUCAUUUUUGCGGCUUUGGCCGUGCUCAUUUUCGAGGCGUCACUUGCCGUCGAUACUCACGAACACAACAAGGUCGUCUGUUAUUGGAAUGUUACGUCGUUUGAAAGACAAGGUCCUGGAAAAUUCCAACUCGAGGAUGUUAGACCUGCCUUAUCUCUCUGUACUCAUUUAAUAUACGGUUUUGCUGGCAUUAAUCCCGAUACGUUUGAAAUUAUUUCAUUGAAUCCAAAUCUGGAUACUGGCGCUGGCUAUGCGUAUUACAGAUUGACAACACAAUUGAAGAAAUCUUUUCCAGAUCUUAAAGUUUAUCUGUCUGUCGGUGGAAAUGCCGAUCCAUACGAGGAAACACACAAAUAUCUUACAUUGACCGAAACCUCAGAGGCAAGAUCAAAGUUCAUCAACUCUGUGAACCGUCUAUUGAACGAUCAUGAUUUCGACGGUAUCGAUCUAGCUUGGCAAUUUCCACCAGUGAAAGUAAAGAAAAAUCGUGGUACUUGGGGUUCACUUUGGCAUGGAAUCAAGAAAACAUUUGGUUAUGGAAAAUUCAAGGACGAUAAGGAACAGGAACAUCGCGAUGGUUUUACCAUAUUGGUUCGUGAUUUGAAAACGCAAUUGAGACCAAAAGGAAAGGCUCUUACGAUAACCGUCCUUCCGCAUAUUAAUGCUAGUGUUUAUUACGAGGCACGAUUGUUGUCACCGAUUCUCGAUGCUAUACAUCUGAUGACGUUCGAUCAAAAAACACCAGAACGUAAUCCAAAGGAAGCUGAUUAUCCUGCUCCGGUAUACAGCAGUUAUGGACGUGUUCCAGAGGAUAAUAUCGAUUCGUCGGUUAGGUAUUGGCUAGAGAAUGGUACGCCAGGUUCUAAGAUAGUCGUUGGUAUACCAACUUAUGCAAGAACAUGGAAGCUAACCUCAGAAAGUCAAAUUUCUGGUGUACCACCUAUCAUAGCAGAAGGUCCAGGUGAACCAGGACCACAUUCCGGUAUUCCAGGAAUAUUGUCUUAUUCCGAAGUUUGCACGAAAUUGACCGAGACCAAUUUGGGACGUUUAAGGAGGGUAAAUGAUCCAUCGAAAAAAUAUGGUAGUUAUGCCUAUGAUCCGUACAAUGCCGAUACCGGAGUCGAAGGUCUUUGGGUUGGUUUCGAGGACACCGAUACGGCUGGUAACAAAGCUAGUUACGUGAAGGCCAAAGGGCUUGGUGGUGUUGCGAUAUUUGAUCUUUCGUUAGAUGAUUUCCGUGGUGUUUGCAAUGGAGAUAAAUAUCCAAUAAUACGUGGUGCCAAAUACAAGCUCUAGAUCUAUCGACAUUCGAGAGAGAUUGGAGACUGUUUUAACGUUGGAGCUUUUGAAGAGAUAUCGAUCGAUCGAUAUAUUAAUUAAUUGAUUUAAUUCGGUCUUUUUUUUUUUUUUUCUUGUCACUGAUUUUCGACGAUUAAAAAAGUUUUAUAUCCUAUUAAAUGGUCCCAUUAUCCAUA